This is a messenger RNA of Lotus japonicus, 756 nucleotides long. Its product is annotated as pleckstrin homology domain-containing protein 1. The transcript has a single exon. Bases 105 to 539 code for a protein of 144 amino acids. Lineage: Eukaryota; Viridiplantae; Streptophyta; Magnoliopsida; Fabales; Fabaceae. The record is from RefSeq and is a predicted model, not a curated record.
AAAAAAUGUUGUGUGCUGCGAAGCCAGCAAAGCAAUGUUAAGUGGUUUUGUUCACGGUGCGUUGUUCUGAUCCUUUCUUUCUCUCUUCUUCCCGUUUUCAUCCGAUGAACAGCCUGUGGCGCGCGGCGACCGGCCAGGCGGAGCCGCCAACCGACUACGACGGCGUUGAAUUCUGGUCCAACCCCGAACGCACCGGCUGGCUCACAAAACAAGGCGAGUACAUCAAAACCUGGCGCCGCCGCUGGUUCGUUCUCAAACAAGGAAAACUCUUCUGGUUCAAAGACUCCGCCGUCACGCGCGUCUCCAAGCCACGCGGCGUCGUCCCCGUCGCCUCCUGUCUCACCGUCAAGGGCGCCGAAGACGUCCUCCACAAACCCUACGCCUUCGAACUCUCCACGCGCUCCGAUACGAUGUACUUCAUCGCCGAUUCUGAUAAGGAGAAGGAGGACUGGAUCAACUCUAUUGGCCGCUCCAUCGUUCAGCACUCCAGAUCCGUCACCGAUUCUGAGAUCGUCGAUUAUGACAGCGCCAAACGCUGACGGAAUAGCUCCUCGCCGCUCACGAUCAACACGCCGCCGCGCCGCGCCGCGACUCUGUGUCAGUUAAUUCUACUCUUUCCUAUAUUUAUAAAUUUUCCGUUGUGUAUAUUGUUAUAUGAAUUGCAGAUCGUGUUCGUUUUUGUGAAGAAACUCUGUUUAUGUACUUGAAUUGCUAUAUAGCUUUAGUUCUCAAUUCGUAAGAAUUUGGUUUCGUUCA